AUGAAGGAGUGCUCCGAGAAGCGAAAUGUUUUAUCCUGGGCGGAAUGGUGCGAAGUGUCGUUUGACAUUUAUAUGUUACACAUGGUGGAAAACUACAACCAACUGCUCAAGAAAUGCAGCGGGUGCAUCAAAGGUGGAGUGUUGAUCCCGUGUCAAUGA
This is a messenger RNA of Aphanomyces astaci, 159 nucleotides long. RefSeq lists its product as hypothetical. The record is from RefSeq and is a predicted model, not a curated record. The transcript has 3 exons. NCBI's taxonomy places the organism in Eukaryota, Oomycota, Saprolegniomycetes, Saprolegniales, Verrucalvaceae. The coding region runs from base 1 to 159 and encodes 52 amino acids.